Molecule: messenger RNA, 5430 nt
Organism: Coffea arabica (coffee)
Lineage: Eukaryota; Viridiplantae; Streptophyta; Magnoliopsida; Gentianales; Rubiaceae
Source: RefSeq, a predicted model, not a curated record
UAUCAAUAGUUACGACAGACAGAAAUCUGAUAUCAGAGUGAAAAGCAUGGCAGGUACCAUGGUGAACGACUCCCCCAACAGUAGCACUGGUUGCUUCGAUUCUGCUCGUAAUUAUCUGGACCGCUUUGAAUACAGGAUCGGUUAUGGCAGUCAUCAUAUCGCAGUGCUGAAGAUGGGGAUAAGUCUAUUGGAAACCUUUGAUCUGUAUAUUAGAAAGUGUAGGAGGAGGAGGAGGAGGAGCAAACGGGGUACGUGUUUGGAAAAAGACGAGGACAAGGAUGAUGCUAAGUCUGACAGACUUAGUAGUAUUUCUUUCCGGAUUCAAGAUCUGGUUUGGGGGAUACGGCGCAGACUUGACUGUGGUGCGUCAGAUCAUAGGGGCAUCAAAUGUGAGCUCAACAAAAUCGGUGAAAAUAUCAACUUGUUUUUUGAAACAGAUAUCAAGGAAUUGGACAUCAUCAGUUUGUUGCUUUACUACUCACUGGAAGACUUGCAACUAGUUAUGGAUUUCACCGAUUCCAUAUCAGUUAAUCUAAAGCGUCUUUCCUCAUACUGCAAGUUUCAUGCAUAUGAAGCUCUAAGGACUGUACUGGAAACCCUUCAAGAGAAGCUAAUGUUCUUGAAGAGUUUCGCUCGCUUUGCAACACUACAACGUGUUGAGGGUCAGCCAUUGAUAGAUCUGUUGGGUCACGUUGAGGUUGUGGCGGUCAAUGCUGUUAGCUUGGCUUUUACAUUUUGGUUUCAAAGACGCAAUGAGAAAGUGCGCGAUGAAAUGCAAUUUGAAAUUUCUCAACUAAUACACAAGAUGAUUGAUCCCGUUGAUCCCCAAGUCCGAGAGAUCUAUACCCAUGUCCUGGAAGCUUCCAAGUUAUCAAAAUCAUCCGACACUUUAGCUGUGAAGGAGAAUAGGCAUCUAUUGGUUGAGUUUAUUGAUUAUCUCCUGCAAAGUAUCAUGGGGAUCAUAUCAGAAUGUUAUACCAGUUUCCUGGAUGCGGUGAAGGAUCAAAUGCUAAAGCUCAUUGAGGGAGUAAGAUUCCUGAGUGUCCUUCUUAGCCUGGAGCAGGGGAAGUUCGAUGAGCUAAAUGAUGCAAUGAUUGAUCUAAUUGGAGUUGCAGUCUCUGAUGCAGGUAUUGUGACUUUCUCCCUUUCUGCAAAUGAAAUGAAAGAAGGCUUGUGCAAGGACACAGAUCUGGCUCUUUCUAACUUGCUCCAAGAGCUUCAGCUCAUCAUUGCAGAAGCUGCACAUGUUUAUCCACUAACAUCAUCAUCAUCACUCAGUUUCCCAAGGACUAAAGAACUGGGUUCUCUUGAUUUUCUUCUAGAAACUCUCGAGGAACUAGUGAGUUCGACAGCUGAUUCAAUUGCUUUUCCAAACGAUCAAAUCCGCACAAUCCUAGAAGAUCUUGUAUUCUUAAGAUUUGUCCUAGGGAAUAUUGUGGAGCAAUGCAAUAGGGAUGAAAAACUCCAAGCUCUUUGGAGUCGUAUCAUGAAGGUUGCAUACAGUGCAGAAUUAAAAAUUGACUCUGCACUGCUUGGUGAUAAAUGUGAACCAUGUUUGGAUGCUGUUGCCAGAGAUGUACAUCUCAUGAAGAUUGAGGCUGAAGAGGUCUAUGGUUGCAUUAGAUAUGAUGGUGAAACUCAAAGAGUUACCAAGACGACUAUUAACAUGCCAUCACAAGUUACAGCUCCAAUAUCCACUGAAGCUCUGGUGGGUCUCAAUGAUGAGGUAGAAAGUAUAAUUGAUAGACUUGUGAGAGGAUCAAGGCAGCUAGAUAUCAUUGCCAUUGUGGGUAUGCCUGGACUUGGUAAGACAACAUUAGCCAAUACAAUUUAUAGUGAUCCUACAGUAGAGUGCCACUUCCACAUUCGUGCAUGGUGUUGCUUUUCUCAAGCGUAUACCAAGCAUAGUUUGUUAGUUCAGAUUUUGUGUAGUAUUGAUUGUGAGAGCCAUAUCCAGUAUCUUGACAAUAAUGAAGAUGAUAUGGCUGACAAGCUACGCAAAUUGUUGAAGAGAAAUAGGUAUCUCAUCGUUUUGGAUGAUGUUUGGGACAUUGUGGGGUGGGAUUCGUUGAAACACUCACUGCCAGAUGAUUGCAAUGGAAGUAGAAUUCUCUUAACCAGCAGAUUUCAAAAAUUGUCUUUGCUAAUUAAACCUGAUAGCGAGCCACACCAUCUUCGCCCACUUACAGAUAAUGAGAGUUGUGAAUUGCUGCAAAAAAAGUUAUUUGCCAAAAAAGAUUGUCCUCCAACAUUUAGUAAAGUUGUACUGAACAUAGCAAAAUACUGUAAGGGCCUACCUCUCGCAGUUGUCCUUGUUGCUGGAAUUCUUGCUAUUACUAAGCAAGAUUGCUGGGAAGAAGUUGUAAGACAUCUAACUUCCAGCAUUUAUGUUGACAAUGAACAUUGCAUGAAGACACUUGAGCAGAGUUACAAUUAUUUACCAGAUUAUCUAAAGCCAUGCCUUCUUUACUUUGGUGCAUUUCAAGAAGACCGAGACAUUCCUGUUCGCAAGUUGUUAUGUCUUUGGAUCUCUGAAGGAUUUGUCCAAAAGACUGAAGGAAAGAGCUUAGAGGAUGUGGCAGACGACUAUUUGAUGGAUCUAAUUGGGAGAAGUUUAGUUAUGGCUGCCCAACAAAGAUCUUUAGGUGGGAUCAAAACUUGCAGAAUUCAUGAUUUGGUACAUGAGUUUUGUGUCAAGAAAGCAAAAGAAGAACGUUUUCUACAGAUUUUACACGGGGAUAACCUUCUUACUUUCACUGGCCCGUGUGACCCCCACCGACUGGUUGUCUACCCUAGCACAAGGCGGGGACCUAAAAAGUCAAGGCUAUUUUUUCCCCAUUUGUGUAGUUUGCUCUUCUCUGAUUGUACUUAUACAGAGCUAGAUAUAAUUUCACGCAAAGUUCUGUCAUCUAAACUUCUUAGAGUGUUGGACUGCAGGAAUGAUCCUUGGUCGAGGGCAGAUUUUCCAAGCGAAGUAGUAUUCCUUGUUCACUUGAGGUACUUGAACAUUACGUCUGAUAGAGGGGAAAUCCCAUCUGCAAUAGCCAACCUCUCAAGGUUAGAAACUUUUGUGGUAGGAGGACCCCUUACAAGUUAUUUCUUACCUAACACUAUCUGGAACAUUAAAACUUUGAGGCAUCUUGUCGUUUCAGCAUCACUAGGUGGUUUCAUAUUUCCCAUCAACAGUCUUGAAGGUUCCCCGGAUUUAGAACAUUUAGACACUUUAACCCUUUCAAUCUGGAACCCUUCUCGAGACUUGCAAAAGAUACUGACAAAGUUACCAAGCAUCCGCAGGCUAAGAUGUGUGGGAGACAGUAAUGGAGCAUCUGCUGGAAUUCUCGUGCUGGACUACUUGAGUCGACUAGAAUCACUUAAGAUGAGGUUUCUAAUUGGAUAUGAGUUUGAGUUCCCAUUGAAUUUGAGAAAGUUGACUCUCAUAGAUAAUAAUCAGCCAUGGAGUAUAAUUUCAGCAAUUGGAAAGUUGCACAACCUUGUAGUACUUAAAUUAUGCCGUGUUUCCUUUCUGGGGAAAAAAUGGGAAAUGGAAGAAGGGGAAUUCAGUAACCUUCGAUUCUUGAAAUUGUCAGGGUUGAAUAUUCGCUGCUGGACAGCCUCUUCUGAUAAUUUUUCCUGUCUUGAGAAAUUGGUUUUGCAUCAGUGUUAUGAUCUGGAAGAGGUCCCUUCUUGUUUAGGGGAAACCCUCACUCUUGGCAUGAUUGAGGUGAAAUUGUGUCAUGAGUCAACUGUAAAUUCUGUGAAGCAAAUUCAGCAAGAACAGAUAGAUUUGGGAAAUAAGGGCUUAAAGAUCAUAAUUAAACAAGAAAUUGGUUAGAUCUACUCAGAAAGGGAGUCGAAGCAGAGAAGAAUUCCAGUCAUGAGAUCGGUAUGAUCCUUGAAACCAGCUGCACCCAAGCAUAAAUGCCAGGAAAUCGAAGAUGUUUCAAGAUAAAAAUACACCAAGAAAAAAAAAAAGAUGGAAGAGAAGAAUAUCCUAACUUCUGGCUCGUAGAUCAACUACAAGCUAGUGGAAAGUGGAAACGAGCAAAAAGCAGGAGUACCAAUUGGAUGAAUAUCCUGAAGAAAUGUCCGAUUAAUAUAUAUUUGUUGCAAUGGGAUAGGUGAAUUCAGGAUAUACAGAACAGGCUCUAGCUCUCUGCAAAUGGCUAUGGAAAUUGAUGACUGAAAGUAAAACUAGCUUUUAACGAUGCCGUAAUGGCACUAUCACGAAUCUGCAUUGGUGCAUUGAUAAGUUUGUACAAGUCGUUUUCUAACACUUCAGAAGGUGAACUACAUCCUGGAUUAUAAGCUGCUGGUAACUGGUAGUGCGUUGUCCAUGUAACUUCUGCUAUUCUAGGAAUGGCUAUGAAAGAUAUGUGUGCAGCAUCUACUUUCUCAAACUCUCAUUUUUUGACCGUUGGAAAACCCCUGCCCCGGGGAAGGGGGCGGCAGGGCAGGGUAGGGUGGCAGUAGAAAAGAAAGUUAUCUGGAAGAUAUCCAGAUACUCAUUGUCUGUAUGAGAAGCUAGCCUGAUGCUCAAUGCUGUCACAUCUUCUGUCUUGCACCAUUUGAUAUUGAUCCAAAAUAGUCAAAGGGCCAAUGAUAUAGUUUGUUUCUAAACUGGCACAGCCAAAGUCGGUUUUUCAUGUAUAAUUCUUAUUCUAUAUUGCUCAAAAUUGUAAAGGAGAUGAUGAAAGCCAUUUGUUCAGGUAGUUCUUCAUGUCUCCAUUAGCCUUUCAUGUGGAAUUUACUUCACCUGCUUGGUGUUUUGUAGUCAAUAUAUGUGCUCUCUGUUCUUUUACAUCAAUUUUACCUUUAGAAUUGAAUGGCAAUUUGGAAGCACCAAAAGUAGUAGCCCUACCUUUUGCUGAUGCAACUCACGAGCAGAUGGUCCAAUUUAGUGCUAGCUUUGUGAUUUACCGGAUAUUUUUACAGUUUUCCCCAAUUUAAGGUUAUUGUGGACUUUAUUCUUCUGUUCUGUCGCCUCACUUCUCUGUUGUUCCAUUUCUUGCAAAGCUGAAAAACAGCAUAUACAUAUAUUUAGAUUUCUUUUGCAGGUCCUCCAAGAAAAAGCAUCUGACGUUAGAAGCUUUUUGCUUGUAAUUGUCAGAGUUCUAUACAUAUUACAUACAGAAGGACAAUCAAAAUGAAACCACAAAGUACUGCAGCAUGAAUGAAUGACUUGAUAGUAUUCUUGCACUACAGGCCUGCAGCGAAUGCCUCAACUAGGGAAGUAUUCAUGAUGCUGUCAAGGUUCUUGAAUUGAAUCUUUCCAGUGGAUGGGUCGUCCAGUAUUAUAUCAAAAACUGGAGGCUUUGCAUGAGCUACUUAACCUUCAUGCUCUUCCUGUUUUUGAUCUUGUUCUUGACAGAUAACCCCUUGAUUCUAGGAUCGUAUCCCACUAGCUUGCUCACGACCUGAAGAAGUUGUUAC